AUGUCAGAAAGUGUGGAUUCACUUUCUGGGAGCCACAUCCCAGAUACUUUCAUCCUGCUGGGGGUCCCGGGGCUGGAGGCGCUCCACUCCUGGAUCUCCAUCCCCUUCUGUCUCGGCUACCUCGUUGCUCUCACGGGCAACUGCACCAUCCUCUUCAUCGUGAAGACAGAGCCAACCCUCCACCAGCCCAUGUUCUACUUCCUCUCCGUCCUUUCGGCCAUCGACCUGGGCCUCUCCACCUCCACUCUGCCCAAGAUGCUGGCCAUCUUCUGGUUUGGCCUUGGGGAGAUCAGCCAUGGGGCCUGCCUGGCUCAGAUGUUCUUCAUCCACAGCUUCACGGGGAUGGAGUCUGUCGUGCUGCUAGCCAUGGCCUUUGACAGGUACGUGGCCAUCUGUGACCCUCUGAGAUACACCACUAUCUUGACCAAGGCCAGGGUAGCCUGGAUGUGUGCUUCUGUUGUGCUGAGGACAUUCCUACUUGUGCUGCCCAUUGCCCUGUUGACUCUCCGCCUGCCCUUUUGCAGCGAUCACAUCAUCGUUGCCCACACCUACUGCGAGCACAUGGGCAUUGCCAAGCUGGCCUGUGCCGACAUCCGGAUCAAUAUGAUCUAUGGCUUGUUCACUAUUACCUUCCUCAUGCUUGAUGUGGUCUUCAUUCUUUUGUCCUACGUGCUGAUCUUGCAGUCUGUUUUCCGGCUCCCCUCCAAAGAGGCCCGGCUCAAAUCCCUGGGCACUUGCGGUUCCCAUGUGGCCGUGAUUUGUGUCUUCUACACUCCUGCCUUCUUCUCCUUCCUCACCCACCGCUUUGGGCGCAACAUCCCCCAUUAUGCGCAUAUCCUCAUUGCCAACCUCUAUGUCAUUUUGCCCCCGGUGCUCAACCCCGUCAUUUACGGCAUCCGGACUCGGGAGCUGCGCAGCAGGAUCCUGAAGUUCUUGUUCUCCAAAAGGGGGCCUUUGUCCAAUGUCUCCUGA
Zootoca vivipara (common lizard) is the source of this 972-nucleotide messenger RNA. Its product is annotated as olfactory receptor 52E4-like. NCBI's taxonomy places the organism in Eukaryota, Metazoa, Chordata, Lepidosauria, Squamata, Lacertidae. Gene Ontology annotation, biological process: G protein-coupled receptor signaling pathway. Gene Ontology annotation, molecular function: G protein-coupled receptor activity; olfactory receptor activity. The record is from RefSeq and is a predicted model, not a curated record. Gene Ontology annotation, cellular component: plasma membrane.